AUGCUUUUCUUCUCUUUCUUUAAGACGCUAGUCGGGAAAGAAGUGGUUGUGGAAUUGAAGAAUGACGUUUGUCUUCAUGGAACUCUUCAUUCAGUCGAUCAAUAUCUCAAUAUGACUCUUCAUGACACUCAAGUCACAGAUCCUGAUCGAUUUCCGCAUUUGAUCGCUGUGAAGAAUGCUUUCAUUCGAGGAUCUGUUGUUAGAUAUGUUCAAUUACCCGAAGAUCAAGUGGACACAGAGCUGUUGGCUGAUGCAAGAAUGGAUGACGUGAUACCGGUGAGAAAUGAUGAAGAAGUGGAGAACAGGAGAAGGCUAAGGAGACAACUCGAGGAACGGGACAUCAAUUUCCUUCACAAACUCUCUUAUUCAAUGGGCCAUUUCUACAAUGAUCUCUGCGCAUCGAUGUGGUUUACGUAUUUGAUGAUUUACAUGGAGAAAGUGAUUCAACUUGAGAGCGGCAAGGCCGGGAUGCUGAUGUUGAUUGGACAGGCGACUGAUGCAAUUUGUACCCCAUUGGUUGGCUUGGGAAGCGACCACGCUUUUCUCCCAGCUUGGAUUCGAAAGAUCGGUCGACGCAUGAGCUGGCACGUCAUUGGCGCAAUCUCAGUGACAAUCUCUUUCCCAUUCAUCUACAAUCAGUGCUUUCCAUGCACUGCAGCGAUGACUGAAUGGGUGACCGUCCUCUGGUACAUUCCGUUCAUCAUGGUGUUUCAAUUUGGAUGGGCUAGUGUUCAGAUCUCACACUUGGCAAUGAUUCCCGAUUUGUCGACAAGAGAUGAAAGUCGAUCAACGAUGAAUUCGAUGCGAUACGCCUGGACUGUACUGGCAAACAUUUCUGUGUUUGGGAUUCUAGCUUUUUUACUUCGAAAUGAUGUAAAAGGAGAUUCAAUUGGACCCCAAGAUUUAAAAGUGUUCAUGACGGCGGGAUUGAUCGUUGUUGGUGCUGGGCUUGUUUCACUUGUUCCAUUCUAUGCGCUUACACGAGAACAUGAAUCUACUGGACGAUCAAGGAGGGCAAGCGUUACUUCAGAUGCUAGUGAACUCGUGCGGAUGCAUUGGACUAGCUGGUUUGGACAUAUUCAAUUCUAUCAGAUUGCUUUCUUGUACAUGCUCGUUCGUCUAAUCAUCAACAUCUCUCAAGUCUAUUUCCCCUUCUAUGUUACAAUCACACAGGGCAGAGACAAGAGUUAUGUAGCCAUUCUCCCAAUGGUUUCCUACAUAUCCUCCUUCUUUAUGUCCACAAUCUACUCGAUUCCAUUCAUAAAUCGACUCGUCAACAAGAAGAUCCUAUUUCUUUCCGGGAUUCUCGUGGGUAUCGGCAAUUGCAUUUGGAUGCGAUUCGAUUUGCCUGGAUGGGAGAUUUAUGGGGUAGCAACACUUCUCGGUUUCACUCAAUCGAUUCUCAUUGUCACUUCAUUGGCCAUCACUGCUGACUUGAUCAACAAAAACACGGAAUCGGGUGCCUUUGUCUAUGGCGCAAUGUCUUUUGUGGACAAACUCGCCAAUGGAAUCGCCUAUCAAAUCAUCGAGCUUAUCAACCCAAGCUGCAACUCAAAAGACAACUUGACCAAAUGCGCAAACUUCUACCGAAACGUGGAAUCUUUUGUGCCGGGUGGUUGUCUAAUCCUGGCACUCAUCGUUCUCAUCUCGUUGCUUCCACAAAGUAUUGGUGAGAGGAGACGAGCGAGAGAAGAGGAUCGUCAGCCGAUCAUUUCCGACAACGAUGACAACGAACAAUCUGACAGAAUACUGGUCUAUGAU
Mesorhabditis belari is the source of this 1761-nucleotide messenger RNA. Lineage: Eukaryota; Metazoa; Nematoda; Chromadorea; Rhabditida; Rhabditidae. The record is from the annotation of a GenBank genome assembly.